This is a messenger RNA of Hirundo rustica (Barn swallow), 1095 nucleotides long. Its product is annotated as involucrin-like. The record is from RefSeq and is a predicted model, not a curated record. Bases 1 to 1095 code for a protein of 364 amino acids. Lineage: Eukaryota; Metazoa; Chordata; Aves; Passeriformes; Hirundinidae. The transcript is spliced from 2 exons.
AUGUCCCUGGACCAGGCGCAGAUCAAGCAGGAGCUGACGCUGCCCCCGGGCCUGGCCAAACCCGGCCUGGCUGAACCCGGCCCGUGCCCGCCGCACCCCCAAAUCCCGGGAAAAGAGAUCCCAGAGACCGGGAAAGGGGAAGCUCCGCUGGCACAGCAGCAGCAGCAGCAGCAGCAGCAAAUCCAAUUCCCUCCGACAUUCCAGGCCGAGGAGGAGAAAUCCGGCCGGGAAGGGAUCCUGGAGGAGAGGGAGGCCAAGGAGAUCCCGGUCCAGGAAAAACAGCAGGAAUGCCAGGAGAUCCCGGUGUCUGUCCCAGAAAAACAGCAGUCCAAGGAGAUCCCGGUGUCCAUCCCGGAAAAACAAAAACAGCAGGAAUGCAAGGAAAUCCCGGUGUCCAUCCCAGAAAAACAGCAGGAAUGCAAGGAAAUCCCGGUGUCCAUCCCAGAAAAACAGCAGGAAUGCAAGGAAAUCCCGGUGUCCAUCCCAGAAAAACAGCAGGAAUGCAAGGAAAUCCCGGUGUCCAUCCCAGAAAAACAGCAGGAAUGCCAGGAAAUCCCGGUGUCCGUCCCAGAAAAACAGCAGGAAUGCCAGGAAAUCCCGGUGUCCAUCCCAGAAAAACAGCAGGAAUGCCAAGAAAUCCCGGUGUCCGUCCCUGAUCCACUCCCUGACCCCGUCCCGUGUUCCCAGGAGAAGCAGCAGUGCCGGGAAAUCCCGGUGUCCAUCCCAGAAAAGCAGGAAUGCGAACAAAUCCCGGUGUCCAUCCCAGAAAAGCAGGAAUGCCAGGACACCCCAGUCCCGACCCCAGUUUCGUGCCCCGAACCCGCCCAGUGUUCCCAGGAAAAGCAGGAAUUCCAGGAAAUCCCGGUGUCCGUCCCAGAAAAACAGCAGGAAUUCCAGGACACCCCUGUCCCCAUCCCACUCCCAGACCCCGUCCCGUCUUCCCAGGAGAAGCAGGAAUUCCAGGAGAUCCCGGUGCCCGCCCCGUGCUCCCAGGAAAAGCAGGAAUUCCAGGAGAUCCCGGAGCAGCGCUCCCUUCCCGAGAAAUUCCCUCCCCUGGAGCAGCAGCUGGAGCAGCCCGGCCCGUGGCAGAAGUAG